Mesorhabditis spiculigera is the source of this 1452-nucleotide messenger RNA. Lineage: Eukaryota; Metazoa; Nematoda; Chromadorea; Rhabditida; Rhabditidae. The record is from the annotation of a GenBank genome assembly.
AUGCUGUUGCUUUCCGUGGUGUCUUCCUACAGCACCCGAGUCCAGGGAAUAGCGGUUCGGGGUCGAUUCCUUUGCGGUCGUGAGCCACUUGCACAUGCGACCGUCAAAAUUAUCGACAAAGAUUCUGGUCGUGAUCCUGAUGACCUACUCGGUGAAGUACUCACCGAUUCGGAUGGACGAUUCUCAUUGUCGGGCGCCACACGAGAAGAUGGAGACAUUGAAGCCGCCAUUAAAGUAUACCAUGAUUGCAAUGAUGAGCAUACGCCGUGCCAACGCAAGAUGAUGUGGGACAUUCCGCAGCGAUACAACAACAAUGGAACCGUCUCGGAAUGGUUCGAGAUCGGGGAGAUCAACCUGGAGCUCGGGUUCCGGAGCGAGGAACGAGACUCUUUGGGCAUGUUGACGAGACUCGCUGGACAGACGGUCCGCCACGGAUCCGGCGUCCCGGACCACCUCGAGGAACAUUCAGCCAAACUCUUCAUCAACGACGAGUUCAUGAACGCGAAGAGCGGCAAAUCGUUCGAGACCCAGGACCCGGCCACCGGCAACAAAAUCGCUGAUGUCGCCGAGGGGGGACCGCGCCGAUGUUCAUGCCGCCGUGAAGGCCGUCCCAGCAAGCCUUCCGUCUCGGCUCGCCGUGGCGCCGGAUGGACGCCGCGCAGCGCGGUGCUGAUCCAACGCCUGGCCAACCUAAUGGAGCGCGAUCGCCAGAUUUUGGCUUCGCUGGAGACGCUCGACACCGGCAAGCCGCACUCCGUCUCAUACGCCGCCGACCUGGGACUGUCGAUUGCUGGCAUGAGCGACCAUUUCACCUGCACGCGCCAUGAGCCCGUUCGCGCUUGCGGUCAGUUUAUCCCGUGGAACUUUCAACUUCUGAUGCAGGCGGGAAGCUGGGCACCGCUUUGGCUAUGCCGCUUUCCGCCCUGCUCUUUGACCUCCUUCCUUCGUGAGGCUGGUUUCCCAGAGGGUGUUGGCAACAUCCUGUCCGGCUUCGGGCCGACAUCCGCUGCAGUUGUGGCACAGCACAUGGGCAUUGACAAGGCAUUCACCGGAUCCACCGAAAUUGGACGGCUGGUGAUGAAGGAGGCGCAACAGCAUCAAGACAGCAACAUCAAAAAGUUCACGGUCGAUCUGGGCGGAAAGGCGCCGAACAUCAUCUUCGCCGACGCCAACCUCGACGAGGCCGUCGAGCAAGCCCACCGCGAGCUCUUCUUCCACCAAAGCCAAUGCUGCGGCGACGCAAUUCGCACUUUUGUUGAGGGCAUGGUCUACGACGAGUUCGUGGCGCGCAGCAGGGAGUUGGCGCGGAAGCGCGUCGUCGGCGACCCCUUCGACCUCGAGUCCGACCAGGGUCCACAGAUCGACGGCAACCAGGGCAACACCGUCCUCAAGUUCAUCGAGGCCGGCAAGCGCGAGGGUUUAAUUGGUGUCCGGCUGCAAGAAGGUCGGCGA